Moneuplotes crassus is the source of this 2135-nucleotide messenger RNA. The record is from the annotation of a GenBank genome assembly. NCBI's taxonomy places the organism in Eukaryota, Ciliophora, Spirotrichea, Euplotida, Euplotidae.
UCUAAAUGGAGUACUUAUACAAACCCUUCGAUUACUUCAAUAUAAAUCAGAUCUUCCAAUUCUUCAAAUCCUUAUACCUCAAAGACCAAGAAUUUGAACAACUAGAAAGCAGGAUUCCACAGAGCGAAAUGGCUCAUCUUAUUAAGCCAUCUGUUGAUAUUGUGAAGAAGUCAUGCAAUAUUAUUACCAUGAAUGUGAUAUGCGGCACAAUUCUUGCACUCCUAAAUCAAGAAAUGCUUCAAAAGCUAAUUAUGAUCUUUACUGCAACUGGAGUCUUAAUAUGAUUUAAGCAAGUGGAAAAACUAAUAUCUAAAUUUUCUGAGCAUUUACAAAUUGCAAUCUUAAUAUUCAACGGGAUAUCGUAUUUAGCAGCUGCCUUGGUAUUUCCAAUAGAACAUAAGGGCCACUUCAAUGCUUUUAUUUCAAGUGUAUAUAUGUAUCACUUUUAUCUUGCCACUUUGACUCCUUCUAAAAGGAAUAUAACAACUGUGAUCUUUAUUUCAACUGCAAUCAUGCACAUUGCAAUUGGUAUAUACAGGCUAGGUGAAAUAGAUGCAGAUCAUCUCAUCUCAGUUAUAUUAUCCAUUAGAACUUUUGAUCUUGGACUGGAUACCAACCAGACGAGGAUCUCUCAAAUGUACCACAUGAUACUGGACAAUAUUAAACUGGCUAAUGAAAAGCAGAAGGUUGUUCAACAGUUCCCUCACCCAGUUUUAAUUCUUCCUCAAAAAAUAUCUGAAGAUUCCAAAUGAUACUCCAAUGACCAGUUUGAAAGCAAAAUUAAGGCUCUCGACGGAAAGAUACAAAGACUGGAUCGUGUCCAAGUUGCUGUGAAGAAGAAUGGAGAAUUUCAGAAGAAUCGGCAAGAAAUUCUAACACUUCUACAGUAUUUGGAAAAAUUUGAUGACCUAAAACAGAAUCAGUUUAAAGGGGUUAGGAAGAAUACAAUUAUUAGGUGCAAACCAUAUCAGUAUAAAGCUACAUCAAGUAGAAACAAUACUUCCAAUAAUCAAUACGAUAAAAUCAAGAAAAUAAACAGAAACUUCAACAUCAAAUCUCUGAGCAUUGAGUGGAAGGAUGUUCCGUCUGUCAUGCAUGUCUUCAUUGACACCACUGACAUCAUCAAUCUCGAACAAGCCAAGAACAGAAUCAAAAUGCAGAAGAUCAUGUUUGCAAGUGCGAGUCACGAAUUCAGGACUCCACUCAAUGCUAUCAUUAACUCUUUUGAGAUCAUCAAUGUCACCCUCAAGGAGUUCUUGAAAAUGGUAUCCAAAGAUAUUAGUAGGAAUGUUCUCCAAAGCAACCAAGCUACAGAGCACAUAAGCUUGAUUCAAAAGUUUAUCAAAACUGGGUCUACCUCAUCUGUGCUGAUGAUAUCUCUAGUAGAGGACAUUUUAAAUUUGUCCAAAAUUGAUAAUGGAACUUUUACCACCAAGUUUGAGUUCUUCCAAGUUUCAGGGUUGCUCCACGAAGUGCACUCGUUGUUUGAAAUGCAGUGUGAGAGCAAGGGAGUUGACUUGCUCAUUGAGUGUGAUGAUGCCUUACUAAAUUGUGAAGUCAGAACUGACCGUAACAGAAUCAGACAAGUCUUGCUGAACUUGGUGUCGAACUCCUCUAAGUUCACCUUCCGUGGCUUCAUUAAAAUAAUAUCUACAAUGAUGAAAUCUCUAGAUGGCUCAGAUUACUUGGAAUUCAGAGUGCAAGACACUGGAACAGGCAUCAAAGAGCAAGACCAAGAGUGUCUGUUCAAGCUAUUUGGUGUCCUCGAAGAUAAUGAAGAUCUGAAUCCAAACGGAUGUGGACUGGGUCUCACAAUAAGCAAGAAAUAUGUAGAGCUGCUUGGAGGAGAAAUUAGGUGACAAUCAGUAUAUAAAGAAGGAACAGAGAUGAUAUUUACAAUUCUUGUUCAUGAUACUCGAAGGAUUUCCCCCAAUGAAGCUGUAUUAGACAUCAAUGAUGCUAAUCUUCCUCUUAACUUAAUCGAGAGUAUGUCUGGUUCAGAAUUUAAGGUUAAUGAAGAAUAUGAUUCUAAUCUUAGAGCUGUCAAUCAGCUUCAUACAAGCAGGUUUAACAGUUCUAAAUUUCAAAUUUAAUGUAAAUCAGCCUCUUCUGUUUUAUCUUUAAAAUUAUCUUGC